This is a messenger RNA of Hypoxylon fragiforme, 663 nucleotides long. Its product is annotated as transcription initiation factor IIA. The transcript is spliced from 4 exons. Gene Ontology annotation, biological process: transcription initiation at RNA polymerase II promoter; RNA polymerase II preinitiation complex assembly. Bases 206 to 550 code for a protein of 114 amino acids. Lineage: Eukaryota; Fungi; Ascomycota; Sordariomycetes; Xylariales; Hypoxylaceae. Gene Ontology annotation, molecular function: TBP-class protein binding; RNA polymerase II general transcription initiation factor activity. The record is from RefSeq and is a predicted model, not a curated record. Gene Ontology annotation, cellular component: transcription factor TFIIA complex.
GGAUGUUGCACAAGUACUACAUGUAACAGUUCACUACUAACUUAUCUCCGACCAUUGCAAUAAUUAUAAUUGUAACCUUUACAACAACCAUUUCCAUACAGCCAUUUGCGUCGGAACAGUAUAGGAAUCGCCAAUAUUAUCCAGGCUAUACCUACAUAUUCCACGACAGCAUAUCGCAGAAGUACUUAUUAGAAGCCAGCUCAAGAUGGCGGCGGCUAGUCAGAACUUCUACGAGCUAUAUCGCCGAAGCAGCGUUGGCUCUGCGCUGACGGACACUCUCGAUGAUCUCAUCACUGAGCAUCGUAUUGAUCCUCAGCUGGCCAUGAAAAUCCUCGCAAAUUUCGACCGCGCCAUAACAGAGGUGCUACAAGACAGGGUCAAGGCGCGACUGACUUUCAAGGGCAGCUUGGAUACCUACCGCUUCUGCGACGAGGUCUGGACUUUCCAGCUUAAGAAUGUGACCUUCAAGAUGGAGAAUGGUGGCCAAGUCGUGACGGCCGACAAGGUCAAGAUAGUAUCUUGCACUGCGAAGCCCGGAAGCACCACCUAAGAUCUGAGAAGAUUGAAGAAGGCAAAACAGACGCUGAUGGAGACGAUGCGACCCCCCAGCAGAAACCGGAUGAUGCGGUGGAUGUUUGUGACGAGACAGAAUAUGCCGAUGCU